Messenger RNA from Necator americanus (New World hookworm), 3993 nucleotides. RefSeq lists its product as uncharacterized. The record is from RefSeq and is a predicted model, not a curated record. Gene Ontology annotation, molecular function: ABC-type transporter activity; ATP hydrolysis activity; ATP binding. The coding region runs from base 1 to 3993 and encodes 1330 amino acids. Lineage: Eukaryota; Metazoa; Nematoda; Chromadorea; Rhabditida; Ancylostomatidae. The transcript is spliced from 37 exons. Gene Ontology annotation, biological process: transmembrane transport. Gene Ontology annotation, cellular component: membrane.
AUGCUUAACAAGGAUACAAGUGAAAAUGAAAAUAAGAGUAUGACUGCAUCGAAAAAGAAUGAAGCCCACGGCACUGAAGAUUUGCAUGCGGAAGAACCACAGAAGAACAGCAAAGAACGCAACUCCGAGAAAGCUUCUGGAAAAGCGUUAUCCAUUGACUUAGACAUGAAAGACUCGAAAAAAGAUGGAGGAGGUUUCCUGUCGUCUUUUGCUGCUUUGUAUGCGUUUUCGGACCAAACUGAUAUUAAGCUUAUGGCAGUUGGUUUUACUUGUGCUCUGCUUCAAGCUGGUAUUCCUCCUUUCGUUUGGCUCGUUAUGGGCAACUUCGUUUCAUUUUCUAUAGAACGCGAGGAACAAUUACGACUUGACGGUUCUUCUGCAUUGAAUAACUCAGUUAUUGAUGAGGAUUUCUCUUCUUCAACAACACCUGCUUGUAUCGCUAUGGUAUCAUUAUCCAUAACCAUGUUCAUCGCCGCUUUUAUACAGAGAUUAGCAUGGGAAGUUUCCGGGAUUCGACAAGUGUUCCGAAUAAGGCGGAUAUACAUCCGGAAGAUGCUUCAUAUGGAUGUGUCAUGGCUGGAAUGCCGACAAAGCGGGCAGAUGGCAACAAUGCUUCAGGAAUAUACAGACUCUAUAUACAAUGGUAUAUCUGACAACAUCCCAAUGGUACUCUUCAUUUCAACGUACUUAUUCGUUAACAUAGCUGUAUGUAUAUAUAUUCAAUGGGAUGUAACACUUUUUAUGUGUUCCGCGAUUCCGUUGCUGAUUGCAAGUCGAAUACUAUUUAGUAAGUGGUUUUCAAGAACUGUCGAUCAAGAAGUGGAUUUACAAAAUAAAAUCAGUAAUUUGGUGAAUGAAACGUUCAGUUGUAUUCGAACCGUGAUCAGUUUUGCUGCUCAAAAACAAACAAUUAAUAAGUUUGAACGACUGUCUAAAGAAUGUGAUAAAUUAGUAGAGACACGCUUGCGUUCUUCAACUGUUUAUGACAGUUUAACGCAGAUUUUGCUAACUGAACUAAUUUUUACUGCUGCUUUAUGCUACGGAAUAUGGAGAGUUGCCGAUCAUUCGCCUGGAAGAUUAGCAGCGCUCGCUAUCAACAUGCUGUACAUGUGUGUCACGUCGAUUUCCAUCGAAGAAAACCCCAAAAUCGAAACAGGUUACGGAUCUGCUUCGAAAGGAGGGGAACAUCUACCAGUUCCGAAGAGGCGUGAGGAAAGCACCGACGUCGCGGGAAAAGGAGCUCUUCAUUUUCGUGAUAUUCAUUUCAGUUAUCCAAGCAGACCAGAUGUAAAGGUUCUCAAUGGACUAACAUUUCAAGUCAAAGCUGGAGAGAAAAUUGCACUAGUAGGAUCGAGUGGUUCGGGUAAAAGCACCAUAACAGCACUUCUUUUGCGAUUCUACGAUCCUGAUAGUGGAGCGAUCUUUAUUGAUGAUAAAAACCUGAAGCAGCUUUGUCCGGAAGAUCUUCGUGGAAUGUGCUCUCUUGUUUCACAAGAACCUGUCCUAUUCGAUGGUACCAUCGGUGACAAUAUACGAUACGGUAGACUAGAUGCAACUCAGGAAGAAAUCAAUGAAGCUGCGCGAAAAGUAGGAGCAUGGCAGUUCAUCAACUCAUUACCUCAAGGGAUGCAGACCAGAGUCGGUGACAGAGGAUUGCAACUAUCUGGUGGUCAGAAACAGCGCAUUGCCAUCGCACGGGCGGUAAUCAGGAAGCCGGUCGUCAUGGUGUUUGAUGAAGCAACAUCAGCUCUGGAUCAUAUACACGAAGAAGAGGUUCAGAACGCUAUUGAUCUCGCAUCUGAAGGAAUUACCACGAUAACUAUAGCGCACAGAAUGUCUGCCAUAAGAAAAUGUGACCGUAUCAUUGUUCUGGAAGAAGGGCAGGUUGUUGAGGAAGGACCAGCGAAAGAGCUUUUACUGAAAGAAGAUGGAACAUUUCAGAAGCUAUAUAAUCAUCAGCGCAUGGAUUCUCUGCUCAGCGUCCCUACCUUCACUCCAUCAGUUGGGACACACUACAGAUCGGAAAUGGAUUUUGGUGAUAGUCAGAUCAACAGAAAAACCAGCACAUCCUAUCAUCCCUUAGGUGAGGCAGCCAACACGGAAAAACUUGCUCUAACUGUAAUGACUAGAAAACUAUCUAUGCGUGCGGAUUACAUGUACUCGCAUGUUGGAGCGAAUAUUGAAAUGGAUGUGAUGGAGGACUUGAAAGAAGAGGAUCACCAUCUAGCGCUGCCUGGAAAGGUCGACAACCACGGUGCUAUUUAUGAACUUAUCUCUGGAUAUCGUGAAGGAUAUUCUCUUCUGGGUGGUGCAAUUCCAACAACAGUUUUGAGAGCCUUGUUCUAUCUCCUCAUUUGUUUUGAGGUUGCAUCUGUACUCGAGGUGUCGAUAGUAGCGGCGGAGGACCGAACGGAUAGGAUUUUUGCUGUAGCAGCUGUGUACACAUCACUAAUUAUUAUCAAAACAAUUUUUGAAGCGCUUGGAAGACUCUUCAUAGCACUUUUUGGUCAGGGAUUUUGCUCAUACAUGAGACUAAGGAUGUUUAGAAUGAUAAUGCGAAAAGGCUGCGCUUUUUUCGAUGAAGAGCGAAACAGUCCAGGUCGACUAUUACACAAAAUUAUAAAUACUACGUCAGCUUUGAACAAAAUCAUGGAAGCCAAACUAGACAUACUAAUUCCGGCUAUUAUUUGUCCAGUGUUCUCCUUCAUUGUUGCCAUGUAUAUAAAUUGGAAAAUGGCACUUUUGUGUUCAUUUCAAUUUCCCGCCUAUUUCAUUAUUCGAAUUGUGCAAAUCAGGGAAGGAACAAAAAGGCAGAGGGAAAUGACCAACGAAGAGCACAAAACAGCACAUUUAGCAAGUCUUGUUCUCUCGAAUAUGGCUACGAUCAAAGCGUAUAAUCUGCAGGAGCAUUUUUAUUCUACAUUUAAUGAAACACUUAAUCCACUCAUUUUGGCAAUGGAGCGUCAAUCUAUGAUUUCUUCUCUUGUAUUCGCCAGUCAAUUCUCGUUUACAUACAUUCUCAUUGCUAUAACGUUGUACCUAGGGAAGGUUAUGAUGCUUAACAACGAAAUUUCUGUGUUUGACUACAUGAGGGUUGUUCUUCUGACACAAUUCGGAGCAAAUUUCUUCUCUCAGUUGGUCGCGUCUGUUUCGGAUUUUUCUAAGGCCCGAAUUGCUGCUGAGACCGUGGUCGAUGUUAUGACAGAAACAUCCUCUGAUAUCGACAACCUCACUGAGACAGGACAGCGACCUAAACUAGAGGGAACUAUCACUCUUAAUAAUGUGUCGUUCCGAUAUCCAACUCGCCCGGUGGUUCCCAUACUUAACCGAUUGAAUAUUCAGAUAGAAAAGGGUCAGUCCGUUGCAAUAGUAGGUCCAUCAGGAUCAGGGAAAAGCUCAAUAUUUGCGCUGAUCCAGCGAAUGUACAAUGUAACAGAUGGCGAAAUACUCUUAGACCAGAACAAUGUGAAUACAAUCAAUCCAGCUUAUCUACGGCGCUUGGUUGUGGGUGUUGAACAGGAGCCUACUUUAUUUUCAUUCACAAUAAAGGAAAAUAUAGUAUUUGGUAUGACGGAAAGUAAACCAAGUAUGGAAAGAAUAAUCGAAGCAACAAAACUCGCCAAAAUCCAUGAUUUUAUCUCGAAACUUCCGCAGGGUUACGAUACUGAAGUUGGUGAAUUUGGUGCGCAACUAUCUGGUGGACAGAAACAACGUAUCGCCAUCGCUAGAGCUUUAGUGAGAGAACCUGCUAUUCUUCUUCUGGAUGAGGCAACAGCAGCUUUGGAUAGCACAAGUGAAAAGGCUCUUCAAGAAGCUUUCGAGAAAGCUAGAAAAAAUUGCACGUGUAUUCAAAUUGCUCACCGUUUAUCUACGAUUCGAAACGUGGACAAAAUCUUCGUUCUACAACACGGUGUCGUUACCGAAGAAGGCACUCAUGAUGAAUUAAUCCAAAAACGAGGGACUUAUUACCAAAUGGUCCAAUCUGCCUUGUGA